Molecule: messenger RNA, 3720 nt
Organism: Sclerotinia trifoliorum
Lineage: Eukaryota; Fungi; Ascomycota; Leotiomycetes; Helotiales; Sclerotiniaceae
Source: the annotation of a GenBank genome assembly
UAUAUCAAAAUAUAUUGGGAUUUAAUAAAUUCCAUCUUUUAAGUAUCAGGUUCGCCGGCAAGAUCAUCCGUGUAAUUUAAAAUGGUAUGAAAUAUUGCCCAAGCGACCAAACGGAUAAUGGGAUAGCUUUCGAAAUCUGGGGAAGUUUUGGCUAUUGCCAUAAUGUUCUGUUUCCCGCAUGUCCUUUCUCGCUGUCCCGCGAAUAGAUAAUUUUGAAUUCAUCCAUAAGUAUCACGACAUUCCCGAUUGGGCAAUGUCCUCCUCCAACCCGUGAGUUCAUAUAAAGGCAGGGCGACUUCCGUAUGUUAGAAUACGUCUUUCCAAAUUCUCCUCCGCAGGUCAGGUUCUUUGUACAUUCCUUGUGGAUUUCUGGAAAGUUAGCAAUAUGCGGCUUUCGAGUUUAUUUUGUGGCAUUAUCGCCAUUGCUUCUUACGGUCGGUUUUUUCCCACAAGUAUCAUGUUCAGGCAUGUUCUAACAUGCUCUAGCUGUUUUCGAAGUAUCAAGUCAAGAUUUUGCCGCUCAUGGCUAUUACACCGAGCCUAAUACAGGCAUUACAUUCUAUACAAGCACUGAAGGUAAUGGGACAAUCGUGGGCGAUGGAGAAUUCUCGUUAGUUUCACAAGGAGGCUACACCUUCGGAAUGGCAUUGCCCCCAAGUGCAUUGACUACAGACUCUUAUGAUUAUAUUGGAUUAAUUGUGAGUUGCAUUCAUCUCUACAUAUGAAAAUAGCUAAUUAAACAAGAUCGGCUCACUUCCUAAUGGUACAGGAUGGAGUGGUGUCGUUCACGGUCAACAACUUAGUGCUUCAAUGCCAGGACAUUUGCUACUAAUCGCUUGGCCUUACAAUGGUCAAAUAAUAACCUCCUUUCGUUAUGGGUAAAUAUCUUCGUUCCUUCUAUAUUUGAAACGGUUAUAUUUGUGAGCUGACAGAUAUCGAAUAGGUCUUACUCUACACCUGUACUAUAUGGAGGAUCUGCGAGCGUGACACAACUCUACUCCUCUAUUAAUUCUACACACUGGGUCCUCGUCUAUAAAUGCACCAAUUGCUUAAAAUUCGAUGACCCAACUCAGACAGAAUAUAAUGUUAGCACAUCGGCAGGUGGCUUUGAGUAUGGAUGGGCUCAAAACAUUGGAGCUCCAGAUAACCCUUCUGAUCCUGCUAAUGCGGUCAUAUAUCGUAAGAUCUUUGAACAAUUUUGUUAUUCCUUGAGCUUAACCUCGCUUUUUGUGUGUAUUUAGUGCCACACUGAGUCUUUCUUUUACUUGUUCUAUUCUAUCAUCAACAUUCUAACGACAACAGAGCACAAUAACGGCAUGGGAGAAUUUUCUAUCAAAGUAGCUUCUGCAACCCAGUCCUCUUAUUCAAAAUGGGCUACCAUGACUGCCACGAUCACAGCGACUACUGGUACAGCCACUGCCACUGCUACUUAUUCCACAUCUCCAAUUCCAACUGCGACAUCCUAUGAUUAUAUCGUUGUUGGUGGAGGGGUACGUAUAACUACUUUCCUAUGGUCAUUUAUUGUCACGGAAAGGGAUAUCAUAGGAUCUCACUUCUUUAUGGGCUUCUAGACUCUCCUCUCAAGUCUUGAUUGAUUUUUUACUUUUGAUAUUGAGAAAUAAAGUACUAAGAUUUCAUUUCUCUAGGCUGGAGGAGUUCCGAUGGCAGAUAAACUCGCCCAAAGUGGAAAGUCUGUGCUCUUGAUAGAAAAAGGGGUUGCUUCUUCGGCUAGAUGGGGUGGAAGUAAGUAAUAUAUUAACCAUAAAAUGCACUCACUAACAAUGUCUAGCGAUUCGACCUGAAAGUGGUUGGCUUUCUGGAAGUAAUCUCACUUGGUUUGAUAUUCCAGGAGAAUGUAACAGAAUUUGGCAUGGUGGAAGUUCUGGUGUCGCUUGUGAUGAUGUCGAUCAAAUGGCUGGAUGCGUCUUGGGUGGAGGUACUGCUGUUAAUGCAGGCCUAUGGUGGAAUCCAGAUCCAUCAGAUUGGGAUUACAAUUUUCCUCCCGGGUGGCAAUCAAAAGAUGUAGCAGCGGCUACCUCGAGAGUCUUCAGCACAAUUCCCGGCACCGAUCAUCCUUCGAUGGAUGGUAAAUUAUACCUUCAAUCAGGGUACAACAUCGUCGCAGGUGGUCUCAAAAAUGCUGGAUGGACAAAUGUCACUGCGAACAAUGUACCGGCCCAAAAGAAUCGAACAUUUGCCUAUGCGCCAUACAUGUAUAUCAAUGGAGAGCGUGGCGGUCCACUAGCAACUUAUUUGGUGGAUGCGAACAAACGCGCAAACUUCCAUAUGUGGCUUAACACUAGUGUGAAGAAAAUCAUUCGUGAUGGAGGGCAUGCAACAGGUCUAUUGGUUGAAGCUACAAAUAAUGGAGGUCGACAAGGCGUCGUUAAUCUGACUGCAAUCACAGGUCGAGUAAUAGUGGCAGCAGGUGCUUUUGGAACCCCCAAACUCCUUUUCAGAAGUGGAAUAGGUCCCACAGAUCAACUAAAUGUAGUUCUUUCCUCCACGGACGGCCCAACAAUGAUUAACUCAAGCUACUGGAAUAAUCUCCCUGUUGGCUAUAACCUCGACGAUCAUCUUAACACUGAUACACAAAUCUCUCAUCCUAAUAUAUCCUACUAUGAUUGGGUAGCAGCAUGGAAUACCCCGAUCACUACAGACGCCUCCUCCUACCUGACCAAACGCACUGGACCCCUUGCCCAAGCAGCCCCAGAUAUAGGUCCCAUGUUCUGGGAGCAAAUCACACCCGGCGAUGGCAUUCCCCGCGCUAUUCAAUGGACCUCACGAGUCGAAGGUGAUACACCCAAUGCUAUGACCCUCUCUUCCUACCUCGGACGCGGUCAAGUAGGUCCUCGAGGACGAACAACAAUAAGUAAAGGUCUCACCAUGUCCGUCUCUACCAUGCCAUGGGGAAACAAAUAUGAUCUUGAUGCAGUCGCUACAGCUAUUGACCAUAUGGUCGCAGCUCUAUCUACGGUUAAAAAUAUAACUUUUAUUUAUCCCCCGCCUGGAAUGACAGGUGCGCAAUAUGUGGCCAGUGUACCACUUGCGUAUGGGAAUAUUGGAGCAAGACGUUCAAAUCAUUGGUUAGGAACUGCAAAAAUGGGAACGGAUUCGGGAUUACUUGGUGGGACUUCAGUGGUUGAUUUAAAUGCACUUGUUUACGGAACUGAUAAUAUUCAUGUUGUUGGUAUGUAUUUUCUUCUAAAAUUUCAUUACUUCCUUCAAGCACUCAUCACUUCAUUUUCACAUCGAAUAAUUAUAUACUAAUAAUCAUAGAUGCAUCCAUCUUCCCGGGUAUGCCCUCUACUAACCCUAGUUCCCUAAUCGUCAUAGCGGCCGAACAUGCAAGUCAGAAAAUCCUCGCCCUACCUACUUUGAAAGCAUUACCUCAAUUUGCACAAUGUGGAGGUUCGUAUUUUGACUUCACAGCUGGAGGUGCUUGUGCUGCGCCUUAUAAGUGUACAGUGGGAAAUUCAUAUUAUUGGCAGGUAUGUAUUUUAUGAUUUAAUUAUGUGGAGUUUUCUGGGGUUAUUGUAUGGUUGUAUGGUUGUAGGAUUUGGGCUAAUGUGAUUUUGUAGUGUUUGUGAGGUGAUUAGAGAGGAAGAUGUGGGAAUGGAUGGGAUGGAUGAAAGGAUGUACAUACAUAAAAAAAACGAAUACAGAAUCAGAGAUAGUAUACGGAACUUCGUAGUCGUGCUUCUAUUCUAUCACAUUGUA